AUGGCAUGCAACGUGUUUGGCGAUCCAAUUACAAUAGGAAAGGAGAAAGGAAGUGAAGAUAGGGCAUACGUGGCAUUACAAUUGAAGAAUGUUGGAGCAAAAGAUAAGAAUGCGCUUGAAUACUUGGAGAAGUUGAAUGCACAAUGGGGAACCGAAGUCUCAACAAUGGGCUUAAUUUACAACGCUACUGGCAAUGCCAUAAAGCUUUUGAAAACUCAUGAUUGGCAUGGUUGUAUUGGAGCUUCACCUUUUCUUAUUAGGAUUGAAAAUGGACAAUGGGGUGUGUUUCUACAUGUCGAUACUGACUCAACAGGCUCAGAAGCUGCUGUUGUAUAUCGAGGCCAAAACUUGCGUGGUGUAACUACUGAUUGGUUUCUAUCUUGGUCUAAUCCACCAUCAUAUCAGCUCACAACAAACAAGAGUGGAAUGAGUUGGGCCCUGAAAAGGAGUGACCUGUGA
Messenger RNA from Cucurbita pepo subsp. pepo (vegetable marrow), 459 nucleotides. Lineage: Eukaryota; Viridiplantae; Streptophyta; Magnoliopsida; Cucurbitales; Cucurbitaceae. The record is from RefSeq and is a predicted model, not a curated record.